This is a messenger RNA of Balaenoptera musculus (blue whale), 543 nucleotides long. RefSeq names its product epididymal-specific lipocalin-5-like. Gene Ontology annotation, molecular function: small molecule binding. Lineage: Eukaryota; Metazoa; Chordata; Mammalia; Artiodactyla; Balaenopteridae. The record is from RefSeq and is a predicted model, not a curated record. Bases 1 to 543 code for a protein of 180 amino acids. The transcript is spliced from 6 exons.
AUGAGGGGCGAGGUGCUCGCAGCCCUGCUGGGGCUGUUCGUGGCGCUGGCGGCCGGUGUGGAGGACUUGAGCCUGAAGGACUUCGACUUUGCCCAGUUUUCAGGUAUCUGGUACAAGAUUGCCUUCGCUCCCAACCUGGAGCCCCAGGGCUCGCCCCGGACGAAGAAGAUGGGGGCCGUAAUGGUGGAGCAGGAGGGGCCACACCUGGCCCUGACCUCCGUGUCUGACCACGUGAGCCGCUGUGUGAAGGAGAAGAGCCAGGCUGUGAAGGGGGACGCCCCCGGGAAGUUCAAGCUUCCUAUGGAGUCUGGAGGCAAAGAGGUCACUGUGGUGGCCACGGACUGCAAGACGUAUGCCAUCAUGAACGUUGUCUUCCGCAAAGGAGGGAAGGCCCACAGUGUCCUGAAACUUUAUAGCCGGAUGGUGGAACACAACGAAAAAGCCAUGGACAGGUUCCUCGUAAAGGCCCUGGAGCACGGGCUGUCAGCAGUGGGCGUGCAGCUGCUCUCCAAGGACCUGACCUGCGUGAACUUGCUGCCCUAG